This is a messenger RNA of Talpa occidentalis (Iberian mole), 9239 nucleotides long. RefSeq names its product collagen type VII alpha 1 chain (gene COL7A1). Bases 95 to 8917 code for a protein of 2940 amino acids. Gene Ontology annotation, molecular function: protein binding; serine-type endopeptidase inhibitor activity. NCBI's taxonomy places the organism in Eukaryota, Metazoa, Chordata, Mammalia, Eulipotyphla, Talpidae. The transcript has 118 exons. The record is from RefSeq and is a predicted model, not a curated record.
CUGGGGGCGGGGGAGCUCCGCGCUCGGCUCCUCUAGGAGGCGCGGGCCGAGGGACCGAGGCGGGGGUCCCGGCCGACCGUUUCCUCCACCCAGGAUGAGGCUGCGGCUCCUGGUGGCUGCGCUCUGCGCGGGGAUCCUGGCAGGGGCGCCCCGAGUGCGGGCCCAGCACAGGGAGAGAGUCACCUGCACACACCUUUACUCCGCCGACAUCGUGUUCCUCCUCGACGGCUCCUCUUCCAUUGGCCGAAGCAACUUCCGUGAAGUGCGCGGUUUCCUUGAGGGGCUGGUGCUGCCCUUUUCUGGGACAGCCAGUGCACAGGGCGUGCGCUUCGCUGCGGUGCAGUACAGCGAUGACCCGCGGACAGAGUUUGGCUUGGACGCGCUUGGUUCAGGGGGUGAUGUGAUCCGUGCCAUCCGUGAGCUCAGCUACAAGGGGGGCAACACGCGCACAGGGGCUGCGAUUCUCCACGUGGCCGACCAUGUGUUUCUGCCCCAGCUGGCCAGACCUGGUGUCCCCAAGGUCUGCAUCCUGAUCACAGAUGGGAAGUCCCAGGACAUGGUGGAUACAGCUGCUCAGAAGUUGAAGGGGCAGGGGGUCAAGUUGUUUGCUGUGGGGAUCAAGAACGCUGACCCCGAGGAGCUGAAACGCAUUGCCUCCCAGCCGACCAGCGAUUUCUUCUUCUUCGUCAAUGACUUCAGCAUCUUGAGGACGCUACUGCCCCUCAUUUCCCGGAGGGUGUGCACAACGGCUGGUGGUGUGCCUGUGACCCUGCCCCCGGAUGACUCCACUUCUGGCCCACGAGACCUGGUGCUGUCUGAGGCAGGGAGUCAAUCCUUGCGAGUACAGUGGACAGCGGCCAGUGGUCCUGUGACUGGCUACAAGGUCCAGUACACCCCUCUGACAGGGCUGGGACAGCCGCUGCCAAGUGAGCGGCGGGAGGUGAGCGUCCCAGCUGGGGAGACCAGCAUGUGGCUGCAGGAUCUCCGGCCACUAACCGAGUACCAAGUGACUGUGGUCGCCCUCUAUGCCAACAGCAUCGGGGAGGCCGUGAGUGGGACGGCUCGGACCACUGCCCUUGAGGGGCCGGAGCUGAGCAUCCAGAAUACCACAGCCCACAGCCUCCUGGUGGCCUGGCGGAGUGUGCCAGGUGCCACUGGCUACCGUGUGACAUGGCGGACCCGCGGUGGGGCCACACAACAGCAGGAGGUGGGUGCUGGGCAGAGGUCAGUGUUGCUGCAUGACCUGGAGCCUGGCACAGACUAUGAGGUGACUGUGAGCACCCUGUUUGGCCGUAGUGUGGGGCCUGCCAACUCCCUGACUGCUCGCACUGACACUUCUGUUGAGCAGACCCUGCGCGCAGUCAUCCUGGGCCCCACAUCCAUCCUUCUUUCCUGGAACUUGGUACCUGAGGCCCGUGGCUAUCGGCUGGAGUGGCGGCGGGAGAGUGGCCUGGAGCCACCACAGAAGGUGGUGCUGUCCCCUGAUGUGACCCAUUAUCAGUUGGAUGGACUUCAGCCAGGCACUGAGUAUCGCCUCACGCUCUAUACCCUGCUUGAGGGGCGUGAGGUGGCCACACCUGCAACUGUGGUCCCCACUGGGCCAGAGCUGCCUGUGGGCACUGUGACAGACCUACAGGCCACCGAGCUGCCUGGGCAGCGUGUUCGAGUGUCCUGGAGCCCAGUUCCUGGUGCCACUGAGUACCGCAUCAAUGUGCGCAGCACCCAGGGGGUUGAGCGGACCCUGGUGCUUCCUGGGAGACAGACAGCCUUCGACUUGGAUGAUGUCCGGGCUGGGCUGAGCUACACUGUGCGGGUGUCUGCUCGAGUGGGCAACCGCGAGGGUAGCGCCAGCCUCCUUACCAUCCGCCGGGAACCAGAAACCCCACUUGCCAUCUCAGGGCUGCGGGUCGUAGGAUCAGACGCAACUCGACUGAGGGUGGCCUGGGGACCUGUUCCUGGAGCCAGUGGAUUUCGAGUUACCUGGAGAGCAGAUGAUGGUCCAGAGUCCAGCAGGACAUUGCCCCCAGAAUCUACUGCCACAGAUAUCUUGGAGCUGCGGCCUGGAACCUCCUACCAAGUGGCUGUGUCAGCACUACGAGGGAGAGAAGAGGGCCCUCGUGUGGUGAUCGUGGCUCGAACCGACCCACUGGGCUCCGUGAGGACAGUCCAUGUGACUCAGACCAGCAGCUCAUCUGUCACCAUCGCCUGGAACAGGGUUCCUGGUGCCACGGGAUAUAGGAUCUCCUGGCGCUCAGGCCACGGCCCAGAGAAAUACCAGCUGGUCUCUGGGGAAGCCAAUGUAGCUGAGCUGGAUGGGCUGGAGCCAGACACUGAGUACACGGUGCAAGUGUGGGCCCAUGUGGCUGGUGUGGAUGGGACCCCUGCCUCUGUGGUUGUGAGGACUGACCCUGUGCCGGUGGGCAGCGUGUCGAAGCUGCAGAUCCUCAAUGCUUCCAGUGAUGUUCUGCGGAUCACCUGGGUGGGGGUCCCUGGAGCCACCUCCUACAAGCUGGCCUGGGGCCAGAGCGAGGGUGGCCCUACGAGACACAAGAUUCUCCCAGGAAACACGGAUUCCGCAGAAAUAAGGGGUCUGGAAGGAGGGGUCAGCUACUCAGUGCGAGUGACAGCAUUUGUUGGGGACCGUGAGGGCGCGCCGGUCUCCAUCGUCGUCACCACGCCGCCUGAGGCUCCGCCAGCCUUGGAGACCCUACGUGUAGUGCAGCGAGGGGAACAUUCGUUGAGGCUGCGCUGGCAGCCGGUGCCCGGGGCACACGGCUUCCGUCUGCGUUGGCGACCAGAAGGUGGUCAGGAGCAGUCCCGGGUCCUGGGCGGCGAGCUCAGCAGCUAUGAACUGGAUGGGCUGGAGCCAGGGACCCCCUACCGCGUGUGGUUGAGUGUCUUAGGGCCAACUGGAGAAGGACCCCCCACAGAAGUUGUUGCAUACACUGAUUCACCUCGUGUCCCAAGCACUGAACUGCGUGUGGUGGACACCUCAGUUAACUCGGUGACUUUGGCCUGGACCCCAGUGUCUGGGGCAUCCAGCUACAUCCUAUCCUGGAGACCACUCAGAGGUCCUAGCCAAGAAAUGCCUGGGGGUACACAGUCACUGCCAGGGGUCUCGAGCUCCCAGCAGGUGUCAAGGCUAGAGCCCGGCAUCACCUAUGUCUUUUCCCUGACACCCAUCCGGGAGGGUGUGCAGGGUCCUGAGGCCUCUGUCACACAUACCGUCGCAUGUUCCCGGGGCCUGAUGGAUGUGGUGUUCCUGCUGCACACCACUCGAGAUAAUGCUCACCGUGCAGAGGCAGUGAAGGGAGCCCUGGAACGUCUGGUGUCUGCACUUGGGCCUCUUGGGCCACAUGCGGCCCAGGUUGGCCUCCUGUCCUACAGUCAUCGGCCCUCCCCACUGUUCCCACUGAACAGCUCCCAUGACCCUGGUGUCAUCCUGCAGAAGAUCCGUAACAUUCCUUACGUGGACCCAAGUGGGAACAACCUGGGCGCAGCCAUAGUCACGGCUCACAGACACCUGUUGGCACCAGAUGCUCCUGGACGCCGCCGGCAUGUGCCAGGGGUGAUGGUUCUGCUAGUGGAUGAGCCCUUGAGAGGUGACAUCUUCAAUCCUAUCCGUGAGGCCCAGGCUGCUGGGCUUAAAGUGGUGGUGUUGGGCCUGGCGGGAGCUGACCCAGAGCAGCUGCGUCGAUUGGUGCCGGGCAUGGACUCUGUCCAGACCUUCUUCGCUGUGGAUGAUGGUCCAAGCUUGGAUCGGGCAGUUGGUGGACUGGCAACAGCCCUUUGUCAGAUAGCUUUGACUACCCAGCCACAACCAGAACCUUGCACGGUGCAUUGUCCAAAGGGCCAGAAGGGGGAGCCUGGAGAGAUGGGCCCCAAAGGACAAGGCGGACCUCCCGGGCCCCCUGGCCUCCCGGGCAGGGUUGGUGCUCCUGGCCCCCAAGGGCCCCCUGGAAGUGCCACUGCAAAGGGCGAGAGGGGCUUCCCUGGGGCAGAUGGGCCACCAGGCAGCCCUGGCCGCCCUGGGACUCCCGGAACUCCUGGGCCAAAGGGCUCCCCUGGGUGGCCCGGCCCUCCUGGAGAACCUGGAGAAAGAGGGCCUCGAGGCCCGAAGGGGGAGCCGGGAGAGCCUGGACAAGCUGGUGAAGGCCAGGGCCCUGCUCUUCCUGGGCGAAAAGGGGACCCUGGACCCCCGGGCCCCCCAGGAUCUCGUGGCCCACUGGGGGACCCAGGACCCCGUGGCCCCCCAGGACUUCCUGGAACAGCUGUGAAGGGUGACAAAGGAGAUCGUGGGGAACGGGGCCCCCCGGGACCUGGUGUUGGUGGCACCACUCCAGGCGAGCCUGGGCUGCCGGGUCUUCCUGGAAGCCCUGGACCCCAAGGCCCAAUUGGCCCCUCUGGAAAGAAAGGAGAAAAAGGUGACUGUGAGGAUGGAGCCCCAGGCCUCCCGGGACAACCUGGGAUUCCGGGUGAGCGGGGUCUACGAGGACCUCCUGGAGAUGUUGGCACCAAAGGUGAACGGGGACAGACAGGGGCUGCGGGUGAAACUGGAGAGAAGGGUGAACGUGGAUCUCCUGGCCCGGUGGGACCCCAGGGGCUUCCAGGAGUUGCUGGACGUCCUGGAGCUGAGGGUCCUGAGGGACCACCAGGAUCCCCUGGUCGCCGAGGAGAGAAGGGGGAGCCUGGUCUCCCUGGGCACCCUGCAGUGGUGGGACCUAAUGGUACAGGAGCCAAGGGAGAAAAGGGAGAUGUUGGGCUCACUGGGCCCAGAGGAGCUACUGGAGUCAAAGGGGAGCGGGGCCUACCUGGGUUGACUCUUCCUGGAGACCCUGGCCCCAAAGGAGACCCUGGAGACCGGGGUCCCCUUGGCCUCACCGGCAGAGCUGGACCUCCAGGUGACUCGGGGCCUCCUGGAGAAAAGGGAGACCCUGGGCGGCCUGGCUCCCCAGGACCUGUUGGCCCUCGAGGACGAGAUGGUGAAGCUGGGGAGAAAGGCGAUGAGGGUCCCCCGGGUGACCCAGGUUUGCCUGGAAAAGCUGGCGAGCGUGGCCUUCGGGGGCUACCUGGAGCUCGGGGACCUGUGGGUGAGAAGGGAGACCAGGGAGAUCCUGGAGAGGAUGGACGAAAUGGCAGCCCUGGACCAUCUGGACCCAAGGGUGACCGUGGGGAGCCAGGUCCCCCAGGAGCCCCUGGAAGGCUGGCGGACACGGGGCCUGGAGCUGGAGAGAAGGGAGAGCCUGGGGACCGUGGACAAGAGGGUCCUCGAGGACCCAAGGGCGACCCCGGCCCCCCUGGAGCCUCUGGGGAGAGGGGUAUUGAUGGACUUCGGGGGCCCUCAGGCCCUCAGGGAGACCCAGGGGUCCGAGGCCCUGCAGGAGAGAAGGGUGAUCGGGGCCCCCCUGGGCUGGAUGGCCGGAGUGGAUUGGAUGGGAAACCUGGAGCCCCUGGCCCCCCAGGGCUGCACGGUGCUACAGGCAAAGCCGGGGACCCGGGGAGAGAUGGGCUUCCAGGCCUCCGAGGAGAACAUGGCCCCCCUGGACCCCCUGGAGCACCGGGAAAGUCAGGCGAGGAUGGCAAACCUGGCCUGAACGGGAAAAAUGGAGAACCUGGGGACCCUGGAGAAGUCGGGAGAAAGGGAGAGAAGGGAGAUUCCGGCCCCCCUGGGAGAGAAGGUCACGAUGGACCUAAGGGUGAGCGUGGAACUCCUGGUAGCCCUGGACUUCAAGGUCCGCCAGGCCUCCCAGGGCAGGUUGGCCCUCCUGGCCAGGGUUUUCCUGGUGUUCCAGGAAGCACAGGCCCCAAGGGUGACCGUGGGGAGAGUGGACUCAAAGGAGAACAGGGCCUCCCCGGAGAGCGUGGCCUGAGGGGAGAACCUGGGACUGUGGGGAAUGUGGAGCGGUUGCUGGAAAACAUUGGCAUCAAGGCCUCUGCCCUGCGUGAGAUCGUGGAGACCUGGGAUGAGAGCUCUGGCGUCUUCCUGCCUGUGCCCGAACGGCGGCGUGGCCCCAAGGGGGACCCGGGAGAGCGGGGCCCCCCAGGCAAAGAGGGUCCCCUUGGCUUUUCCGGAGAACGUGGGCCGAAGGGAGAACGCGGAGAUCCUGGCCCUCAGGGGCCACCUGGACUGGCUCUUGGGGAGAGGGGCCCUCCUGGACCACCCGGCCUUGCCGGGGAGCCUGGAAAGCCUGGUAUUCCUGGGCUCCCAGGCCGGGCUGGCGGUGUGGGGGAGGCAGGAAGGCCAGGAGAGAGGGGAGAACGGGGUGAGAAAGGAGACCGAGGAGAACAGGGCAGAGACGGCUCUCCUGGCCUCCCUGGACCUCCCGGCCCCCCUGGCCCCAAGGUGACUGUGGAUGAGCCAGGUGUUGGAUUCCCUAGAGAGCAAGGACCUCCUGGACUCAAGGGUGCUAAGGGGGAGCCAGGCAGUGAAGGUGAUCAAGGCCCCAAAGGAGACAGGGGUAUGCCAGGCCUCAAAGGAGACCAGGGAGAGCCUGGAAAGAGGGGGCAUGAUGGCAGCCCGGGUCUACCAGGAGAGCGCGGUGUGGCUGGGCCUGAAGGAAAGCCGGGUCAACAAGGUCCUAGGGGGGCUCCUGGCCCAGCGGGUGGCCAUGGAGACCCAGGACCAUCUGGUGCCCCGGGCCUUGCUGGCCCUGCAGGACCCCAGGGACCUUCUGGCCUGAAGGGAGAGCCUGGAGAGACAGGACCACCAGGCCGGGGUCUCCCUGGACCCACUGGAGCUGUGGGGCUUCCCGGCCCCCCUGGCUCUUCAGGCCUUGUGGGUCCUCAGGGGCCACCGGGCUUGCCUGGACAAGUGGGGGAGACAGGGAAGCCAGGAGUCCCAGGUCGUGAUGGUGCCAGUGGUAAAGAUGGAGACAGAGGAGCCCCUGGUGUGCCGGGGUCACCAGGUCUGCCCGGCCCUGUCGGACCUAAAGGAGAGCCUGGACCCAUGGGGGCCCCUGGACAGGCUGCAGUCGGCCCCCCUGGAGCAAAAGGAGAGAAGGGAGCCCCUGGAGGCUUUGCUGGAGACCUGGUGGGAGAGCCGGGAGCCAAAGGUGACCGAGGACUGCCGGGGCCACGCGGUGAGAAGGGCGAAGCUGGCCGUGCAGGGGAGUCUGGAGAUCCUGGGGAAGAUGGUCAGAAAGGGGCUCCAGGACUCAAGGGUAACAAGGGUGACCCAGGAGCUGGGAUCCAGGGUCCCCCUGGUCCAACUGGUCCUCCAGGUCUGAAGGGAGACUUGGGCCCCCCUGGACAACCUGGUGCUCCUGGUGUUGUUGGAUUUCCUGGUCAGACAGGCCCUCGAGGAGAGACGGGUCAGCCAGGCCCCACUGGAGAGCGGGGUCUGGCAGGCCUCCCAGGGAGAGAAGGAGCCCCAGGCCCCUUGGGGCCGCCUGGACCACCAGGGUCAGUGGGAGCCCCUGGGACCUCUGGACUCAAAGGAGACAAGGGGGACCCCGGAGCAGGGGUGCCGGGGGCCCGAGGCGAGCGUGGGGAGCCAGGUGCCCGGGGUGAAGAUGGUCGCCCAGGACAGGAGGGACCCCGAGGACUCAUGGGGCCUCCAGGCAGCCGUGGGGAGCAUGGGGAAAAGGGUGAUGCUGGAACUGCGGGGCAAAAGGGUGACAAGGGUGACUCAGCCGUGAUUUUGGGGCCUCCGGGGCCACAGGGUGCCAAGGGGGACAUGGGUGAACGAGGGCCUCGGGGCACAGAUGGAGACAAAGGACCUCGGGGAGAGAGUGGUGACCCUGGAGAAAAGGGUGCCAAGGGAGAUCCUGGUGACAAGGGCUCAGCAGGCGCUCUGGGAGCACGUGGACUCAUCGGGCCUAAGGGUGAACCUGGUGCUAUAGGGAUCCCUGGUGACCCGGGAUCCCCAGGACAGGAUGGAGCCCCUGGUAUCCGAGGAGAAAAAGGAGAUAUUGGCUUCAUGGGUCCCCGGGGCCUUAAGGGUGAACGGGGGGUCAAGGGAGCCUGUGGCCUGGACGGAGAAAAGGGAGACAAGGGAGAAGCUGGCUUCCCAGGCCGCCCCGGGCUGGCAGGACGCAAAGGAGAUAUGGGGGAACCGGGUAUACCGGGUCAGUCGGGAGCCCCUGGGAAAGAAGGCCUGAUCGGUCCCAAGGGUGACCGAGGCUUUGAUGGGCAACUUGGACCCAAGGGUGACCAGGGUGAGAAAGGGGAGCGGGGGCUCCCAGGAACUGGGGGCCCCCCAGGUCCCAGGGGCAAUGAUGGUUCUAUUGGUCUCCCUGGGCCACCUGGGAGUGUUGGUCCCAAAGGUCCUGAGGGACUUCAGGGCCAGAAGGGUGAGCGAGGUCCCCCCGGAGAAAGUGUGGUGGGUGCCCCUGGGGCCCCGGGAGCCCCUGGAGAGAGAGGGGAGCAGGGGCGGCCAGGACCUGUUGGCCCCCGUGGUGAGAAGGGAGAAGCUGCUCUGACAGAGGGUGACAUUCGGGGCUUUGUGCGUCAGGAAUUGAGUCAGCAUUGCGCCUGCCAGGGCCAGUUUGUUGCAUCUGGAUCACGGCCCUGUGCUCCAGGACCCCUCCCUAGUUAUGCUGCAGACACCGCCGGCUCCCCGCUCCAUCCUGUGCCAGUGCUCCGGGUCUCGCAUGCAGAAGAGGAAGGCCGAGUGCCCCCUGAGGACGACGAGUACGAAUACUCUGAGUAUUCUGUGGAGGAAUACCAGGACCCUGAGGCUCUUUGGGAUGGUGAUGCUCCAGACCCCUGCUUGCUUCCACUGGAUGAGGGCUCCUGUACUGCUUACACCCUGCGCUGGUACCAUCGGGCUGUGGCAGGUGGCAGGGAGGCCUGUCACCCCUUCGUCUACGGUGGCUGCGGAGGGAAUGCCAACCGUUUUGGGACCCGUGAGGCCUGUGAGCGCCGCUGCCAGCCCCAGGUGGCCCAGAGCCAGGGGACAGGUGCUGCCCAGAGCUGAGGCGCCAAUGAGGAGCUGAAGUUCUGUGUUCCCUGGAGGAACUGGUGUCUCAGCAGGACCCUGCUGGCCCUCCCCUUGGUGCUAGUGACCUGUGUGCACGUGAGUGUGCAUGUGCGUGUCCGUUAUUUCAGUGACUUGGUCCUGUGGGUCUAGCCUUCCCCCCUGUGGACAAACCCCCAUUGUGGCUUCUGCCUCCCUGGCAGAUGACUCAGUGUGGGUGGCUGUGGGCAGUGAGCGGAUGUGACUGCGUCUGACCCGCCCUUUGACCCAAGCCUGUGAUGACAUGGUGCUGAUUCUGGGGGGCAUUAAAGCUGCUGUUUUA